This is a messenger RNA of Agrilus planipennis (emerald ash borer), 1097 nucleotides long. Its product is annotated as FERM domain-containing protein 3-like. NCBI's taxonomy places the organism in Eukaryota, Metazoa, Arthropoda, Insecta, Coleoptera, Buprestidae. Bases 91 to 957 code for a protein of 288 amino acids. The transcript has 5 exons. Gene Ontology annotation, cellular component: cytoskeleton. The record is from RefSeq and is a predicted model, not a curated record.
AUUAGUAACAUAAAAAAUAAGUGUAACAAAUGCAUACAUUUAUAGCAUUGGCUGGACUUGGGUAAAUCGAUUACUAAACAAGUUAAGGACAUGCAGGAAGUUUUGUUUAGCUUUAGAGUCAAAUUUUACCCCCCUGAUCCAUUCAAAUUAAAAGAAGAAAUAACACGUUAUCAAAUCUUCAUGCAGCUAAAACGUGAUUUGUUACAUGGUAGAUUAUGUUCUCCUAAUGAAUCGAUUAUGCUAGCUGCUUUAAUAAUUCAAGGUGAGUUAGGCGACUAUGAUCCUGAAGUUCAUGUAGGUAACUAUGUCUCAAGUUUUCGAAUUUUGUUAAAGCAAACUGAACAAAAUGAAGAAAAAAUAAUGGAAAUCCAUAAAAGAGAUUUAAAAGGACAAAGUCCCUCUCAAGUUGAAAAUAAAUUUCUCAAAAUUGCGUCACAGUUAGAUACAUAUGGUGUUGAUCCACAUCCAGCAAAGGAUCACAAAGGUACUCAACUGUACUUGGGUAUUAAUUACAGUGGUAUUUUAACAUUUCAAGGAAGUAGAAAGACCCAUCACUUUCGUUGGCCUGACAUUCAAAAAAUUAAUUAUGAAGGAAAAAUGUUCAUAAUUCACCUUAAUUAUAAUGAAAAAAAACAUACAAUCGGUUUCAAAUGUGCCACUGGGGCAUCUUGUAAAUAUGUUUGGAGAUGUGCAAUAGAGCAAAUGCUGUUUUUCACGCUGCCAUGCAGUUCAGAUGCUCCACCAGUUGUAAUAGGUGGCGGCUUUUUUUCGUGGGGGACGAAGUUCAAAUACACUGGUAGAACUGAACGAGAAAUUUUAGAGGACGCUAAUCCAUUGGAACGUAAGGAACCUAAAGUUCAGCGCACAUCUAGUAUAAGUAGGAAAGCUGCAAGUGUGCCUGCUACACCAUCCACGCCAUUACAGCCUCACUUAGGUGUUUAUCAUAUACAUAUGUAGUUAUACAUUAUACAUUCAGUACUUCAAAAACCAAUUUUCCAAAAUUUCAAUAUCUGCUAUUGUAUGGUCUAAUCACAGCAUGUUCUAUACAGCACUAUUUUUAUAAUCACAUACAACUUAUUAUAUAAAUAUAUAUACAU